UCUCAAUCAGUCUAACUUUUUCCAGACUUGAGCAGCUGGCCGGGGAAGCCCUCAGCGGAGAGCUGAAGCUGUAGAAUUGGAACACGGCCGAGGCGGUUGGGUUACCAGGGUUUCUGCUCGCCUUGUUUUCCUUCAAAAGCACAAGUCCAAACAAAUGCGAGCAGAUGUUAACUUUCCAACUCUCCUAACGGAUUUCCAGGCGUUUGUUUUUCGACGCUUUGCUCUCUGCUUUAUCCAUUAACUCACCACAGGGACACAGGAAUAUCGGGAACAUCCACGUCACUGACAGUCGGUCGGUGCUUGUUCAGCCUCAAUGAAGUCAGGAUAAUACUCCACCUUCAUCACGGAACGUCCACUUCCCUGUCCGAAUGGCGGAGAUGGCUGGGCUGGGCUCAGACGAGGGAGCGACAGGCCUGGGGGAGGUGGACUGUCAGUUGGAGAUUGAGAGGAAGUAUGAGGUCAUCCCUGCUGUCAUCUGCUCCAUGUGCUGCCUCUUUGGAAUUAUCUACUGCUUUUUUGGAUACCGCUGCUUCAAAGCUGUCAUGUUCCUCUCGGGCCUGAUGUUCGGUUCCGUCAUUAUCUUCUUGCUGUGUCAUAAAGAGCGAGUGCUGGACACGCAGCUGAGCGUGGAGGCCAGUGCAGGGAUUGGUCUGGGCAUUGGGCUGCUCUGUGGCCUAGUCACCAUGCUGGUCCGCAGCGUCGGUCUCUUUAUGACCGGCCUCCUUCUCGGUCUCCUGCUCGCUCUUGCUGGCUUGUUGGUCACUCAACAGUUUUACACGCCAGGCACUGUUUGGGUUCCCUUGGGUGCUCUUCUUGGCGCAGGCAUGCUCUGUGCUGUUUUAACCCUUCAGUGGCAGAAGCUCUUCACCGUGCUCUCCACAGCAGUGUUUGGUGCAGCCAUCAUGACAGUGUGUGCCGAUUACUUUGUGGAGAUGCUGGCUCUGGUCUCUCACGUGUACGAAUGCCUGCGUCUGGUUCCCACCCCCAAACCCCUCUGCUGGUACAGCUGGGUCAUCCUGGGCAUCUGGCCCACGCUCAGCAUCAUGGGUGUGCUAGUGCAGUGGAAGCUCACGGCUGAAGGAUUUUCACACACAGAAGUUAUCAUCAGCAGAAGGCAGAAGAGAGUCCAACUCAUGAAAAUAAGACAGAAGGAUGCUAAAAAGCUCCAGCUCUCUGGCAGUCAAGAGGGAACAUAUCGUCGCAAACCAACUCCCGUAAAACGCUACGCUGGAGAUCUUCUAGCACCAAGCUACCUACAGAGUCUUCGGGACCGUCAGAUGGGAACAGGCACAUCUCUGAGCAGCCUGAGCACCACCAACCACACCGUAGUUGACUUUGACUAUGAGACUGGCUCCACAGUACCGCUCACAGCCACCACACCACCGGCUCGCUCCUGAGUUCAACCGUCAGAGACCACAGCACUAACAGCCUGAGCACAGUAGCAUGGUACAUCGCAGUGAGGGUCAAUAAAAGAUUCCGACAAUAGUGACAUUUAUCAGGAUACACGUUUAGUCUAUACUGUGGGAAUCUGAAAAACGCUAGAACUUGGCGGCAGAUUGAACUGUGCAUAGAUAUGUGUUUAUAACAUUAGUUUUGUUCUUCAUUUGUCAACAAACUGGUUUAACAGUAUUUAUUGUUCUAUCGCUCAGCCCCUAUUUUAGAACUUCCUUACUUUUACCAUCAAUCUAAUCCAAAUUUUAAGUUUGCCAUCUUCACCCAGCCAGUACUGCUUCAGUUUAAUAUAGCUGUUAUGACUUCUGAAAGGGGAAGCCAACCAACGUUUUGAAAUUUCUGUGUAAUUUAAUGCUUGAGAAGUGAAGAAAGUCAUUCAGAGUGGUUUUAUGUGAGAUUGUAGAGUCAGAUUUCUCUGUAGUGGUGGUGAUGGGAAUGUUUACAGUGCAAAUAUAGACAUGUCUACUGAGCUUUUAUAUGGAAUGUAUGUUUUCUUUCUGGACUAUUUUGCCUCACAACACCCUGCAUGUACCCCUCCACCAUUGAUGUGUUUAGGCCAAAAUUAUGAAGACUUUCAUAAAACAGUGUCUCAGCCAUCCGGCAGUGUAUUCAUAAGCAUUUCAUGUAAUAACUUUCUGUGAGGGAGCUUUUAGAGGUGGACGUCUGGUUCCUGGCACCACCAUUCUGACUCAGUACGUUUCUCUAAAAAGAAGCAUUUCACACACAACCACUCUGAAUGAUUCUGUUUACAUCUUAACUGAUUCAUUAUGCAGAAAAUGCAGUAGAAUUCCCAUUAAAAAAUUUUUUUACGUAGCAUACAAGGUCUUAAGGAUAAUGUGAUGUGAAGACAUGUGAACGAGUGAAAUGUGACCGAUGUUGACACUAGAGGUGUCCAUCUCUCAUAUUCUGCGUGAACAGCUGAUCUGUAGUGUUGAUUGGUAGAAGUAUCUUCUCGGUUCUCAGCAGUCGAUCUGGGAUGAGGUUAUUUGCUGUUAUUGCUCAGUAGCUUCAAACAUCAACAGAACAGCGUGAAGACGUGCAUGUGUAUGUGUGAGAUUUUUUAUUUUAUUUUAUUUUUUUUAUUUUUUAAACAUGAAUUGUACAAUUGUGUAUAAUUGAGUAACUGGCGUCUGGUGUUUCUACAGUCGGAUCCGUGUGAAUAGUUUUGUGAUUUUAUAAGGAUGCUGAGACUGAGAGCAGUUAGAUUUUCUCUUUCUAAUACAGGACUGUCUUUUUACCUGUAGUUGUGUGUAAUUUUAUUUGCUCAUAUGUGUUUCUAAUACUCAUUUUCAUUCUUGUACACUAUAGGAGUGCCUUUUCAGUGCUGUGCUGCGCACUACUAAACAUUCUGUAAACUAAAAUGCCUUGAGAUUGCUGGAUGUCAGAGAGCCUAUACAGACUGAAGCAGACUUUUGAGUGCACUUAAACUUCUAUUAAUCAGUGCCUUGUGGUGAAAUUGAGAAUUUUGUAGUUUGCAUUCUGGUUCUGCUACAUGAGAUGCAAAAACCCAUUGUGUAAAACCCGUUGUGUGUUCCGUCAGUGCCUUAUUACUUUUCGUUUACCAUCUGUCAUUUGAGUCACUGUUACCAAGUAAAGCACACUCAAAAUGCCCUUGUUGCUUUCUUAAAGACAAUGACAUGAAUCUGAGUUUCUAUAAAUAUGUUUAUAAAAACUUCUGAAGUCUAUAAACCA
Messenger RNA from Pygocentrus nattereri (red-bellied piranha), 3144 nucleotides. Its product is annotated as transmembrane protein 198-like. Gene Ontology annotation, cellular component: plasma membrane. The record is from RefSeq and is a predicted model, not a curated record. The transcript is spliced from 6 exons. Lineage: Eukaryota; Metazoa; Chordata; Actinopteri; Characiformes; Serrasalmidae. Bases 369 to 1397 code for a protein of 342 amino acids.